Messenger RNA from Marmota flaviventris (yellow-bellied marmot), 1354 nucleotides. RefSeq names its product beaded filament structural protein 2 (gene Bfsp2). Gene Ontology annotation, molecular function: structural molecule activity. The record is from RefSeq and is a predicted model, not a curated record. Gene Ontology annotation, biological process: intermediate filament organization. NCBI's taxonomy places the organism in Eukaryota, Metazoa, Chordata, Mammalia, Rodentia, Sciuridae. Gene Ontology annotation, cellular component: intermediate filament; cytoskeleton.
AGGGCUGCUGGGGCUGGAACCCAAAAGCCACUGGACUCUAACCUAACCCUGCUGGGCACCGCAGAGGCAGAGGAGUGAUGAGUGAGAGGAGGGUGGUGGUGGACUCGCCCGCCGGCACCAGCUCCAGCAUGCCCCUCCAGAGGCGCAGGACAUCUUUCAGGGGGACACGAUCAUCGUCCUCCCUGGACAGCCCCCCAGCCUCCAGGACCAAUGUCAUGGGCAGCCUCAUCCGCACCCCUGGGGUCUAUGUAGGGACAACGCCCAGCGGGGGCAUAGGUGGCCUGGGUGCCCGUGUGACCCGCCGGGCCCUGGGCAUCAGCAGUGUGUUCCUGCAGGGCCUGCGGAGCUCAGGCCUGGCGGCGGUGCCUGCUCCGGGCCUGGAGAGGGACCAUGCUUCUGUGGAGGACCUAGGGGGCUGCCUGGUGGAGUACAUGGCCAAGGUGCACGCCCUCGAGCAAGUCAGCCAGGAGCUGGAGACGCAGUUGCGGAUGCACCUGGAGAGCAAGGCCAAGCGUUCUGGGGGUUGGGGCGCCCUCCGGGCCUCCUGGGCCAGCAGCUGCCAGCAGGUGGGCGAGGCCGUUCUGGAAAAUGCCAGGCUCAUGCUGCAGAAUGAGACUCUCCAGGCGGGUGCUGAUGACUUUAAAGAGAGAUAUGAAAAUGAGCAGCCAUUUCGCAAGGCAGCGGAAGAGGAAAUUAGCUCUCUGUAUAAAGUCAUUGAUGAAGCUAAUUUGGCAAAGAUGGAUCUGGAGAGUCAAAUAGAAAGUCUGAAAGAAGAACUUGGCUUUCUGUCAAGGAACUACGAAGAGGAUGUAAAGGUGCUGUACAAACAGCUCGCAGGGUCUGAGCUGGAGCAAAUGAAUGUUCCCAUGGGCACUGGUCUGGAUGGCAUCCUUGAGACAAUCAGGAUUCAGUGGGAGAGAGACGUUGAAAAGAAUCGGGCGGAGGCAGGAGCCCUGCUCCAGGCUAAGCAACACACAGAGGUGGCCUGCGUGUCCCAGACCCAGGAAGAGAAGCUGGCCGCUACCCUCAGGGUAGAGUUACACAACACUUCGUGCCAAGUCCAGAGCCUCCAGGCCGAGACGGAAUCCUUACGGGCUCUGAAACGAGGCCUGGAGAACACCCUGCAUGACGCCAAGCACUGGCACGACAUGGAGCUACAGAACCUGGGCGCCGUGGUGGGCCGACUGGAGGCCGAGCUCCGCGAGAUCCGCACGGAGGCCGAGCAGCAGCAGCAGGAGCGCUCGCACCUGCUGGCCCGCAAGUGCCAGCUGCAGAAGGACGUGGCGUCCUACCACGCCCUGCUGGACCGGGAGGAGAGCGGCUAGUGGAGAAACUUCCUCCUUUUCAUGCAGAA